This is a messenger RNA of Neltuma alba, 3211 nucleotides long. Its product is annotated as probable LRR receptor-like serine/threonine-protein kinase At1g53430. Gene Ontology annotation, biological process: protein phosphorylation. Gene Ontology annotation, molecular function: protein kinase activity; ATP binding; protein binding. NCBI's taxonomy places the organism in Eukaryota, Viridiplantae, Streptophyta, Magnoliopsida, Fabales, Fabaceae. Bases 35 to 3115 code for a protein of 1026 amino acids. The transcript is spliced from 24 exons. The record is from RefSeq and is a predicted model, not a curated record.
UUCUCGACACCUCUCCUUCAGAACCAACUUUGCGAUGUCAAGCUCCAAACUUGUCUCUGUUUUCUUCUUUGGAUUUUUGCUUCUCUGUUCCUUCACAGACUCUCCUGCAAGCGCUCAACUUAUACCCCAAGAUGAAGUGAAAACUCUUCAGGCAAUAUCUGAUAAAUGCAACAACGUAAAUUGGACGGUUACACGGAGAUCUUGCAUUAAUGCGACGGCUGGAUUUAAUAAUUACAUGAUUAAUAUGUCCCUACCCAGUCCUCACAUCCAAAUUGCCAGCAAUGUCACUUGCGAUUGCUCCUUCCAAAGCGGCACCGUUUGCCAUGUCACUAAUCUUUUGUUGAGAGGCCUGAAUAUAUCUGGAGUUAUCCCCACUGAACUUGGAGAUCUCACCCAGCUGAAUAUCCUUGAUCUCCAUUACAACUAUCUGAAUGGUACAAUUCCAACGUACUUUACUCGCAUCCCUAUUACCAAUCUGGCCAUUGUGGGGAAUCGAAUUAGUGGUUCAGUUCCUUCUGUGUUUGGUGAAAUUGCUACUCUACAGGAGCUGGCCUUGGAAGAUAAUCGGCUCGGAGGACAUCUUCCUCAAAGUCUUGGAAAUUUGCGUAACUUACGAAGAUUACUUCUUUCUGCAAAUAAUUUUACAGGGAUAAUACCAGAAACGUUUGGAAAUCUCAAGAACCUUACUGAUUUUAGGAUAGAUGGGAGCACAUUAUCAGGGAAGAUACCAAGUUUUAUUGGGAAUUGGACAGAAUGUAUUUAUUUGAAUAUGCAGGGCACAGGCAUGGAAGGGCCCAUUCCUUCCACCAUAUCUUUGUUGAAAAAUUUGAAAGAAUUGAGAAUAUCUGAUUUGAGUGGAAACACAACCAUGAAAUUUCCUAAUUUGAAGCAUAUGAAGAUUUUGGAACGACUGGUACUGAGAAAUUGCUUAAUUACUGGUGACAUUCCAAAGUACAUUGGCGAAAUGAAAAACUUGAAGACUUUAGACCUGAGUUUUAACAGAUUGACUGGUUCAAUACCUAACUCAUUUCAAGAGUUGCAUUUUAAUCACAUGUUUCUGGCAAACAAUUAUCUGAAUGGAACAAUUCAAGAAUGGGUGGUGGAGAACAGAAAUAAUAUUGAUUUAUCACAUAACAAUUUUACUAAGGUUUCUACAUCUAAUUGCCAGAACUUGCAAGUGAACUUAGCUGCUAGUCUUUCAUCAGCAGGAAAAAAUGCAACCUUCUGUUUCAAGAAGGGCCUACCUUGUCCAAGAACACCUCAAUAUAACUCGUUGUUCAUUAACUGUGGAGGACCAAAGAUGAAGUUUGAGGGGAAUGAAUAUGAAGAAGAUUCCAAUGCAAAUGGCAUUUCGUACUUCAAUAUCAAAGAUGACAAAUGGGCUUAUAGCAGCACAGGAACAUAUAUAUUUAAUGAUAAAGCUGAUUAUGUAACAAGUGUGACAAAAAAUGAGUUUUCUUUGAAUGUUAAUGGCUCAGAAUACUACCAAACAGCCCGUCUCAGCCCUUCGUCACUUAAGUACUAUGGACUAUGCAUGCUAAACGGUAGUUAUAAAGUAAAGCUCCACUUUGCAGAGAUAAUGUUUUCUGAUGACCAAACAUUUAGCAGCCUUGGUACACGCAUAUUCAAUGUUUCAAUUCAAGGUUUGAAAUACUUGAAAGAUUUUAAUAUUGCGGAGGAAGCUGGUGGAGUUGGUAAGGGCAUCACUAAGGAAUUUGAUGUUGAUGUGAACGAUACCACUUUGGAGAUUCAUUUAUAUUGGGCAGGGAAAGGAACUACUUCAAUUCCCACUAGAGGUGUAUACGGACCUCUGAUAUCAGCUAUCACAGUGAUGCCAAACUUUAAAGUUCCUUCACAAGGGCUCUCUGUUGAUAACCAAAGGAAUGAAAAAGGGUUUUCUGAUGGAGCUGUUGUUGGAAUUAUGGUUGGAUUAUGUGUAUUCCUCAUACUGGUGUUACUCAUUAUCCUUCGAAAGAAUGGUAUCCUUUAUGGGAAAGAUUCACAAGACAUAGAUCUUAAGGGCUUGGAUCUUAAAACCGGUAUAUUUACCUUAAAGGAAAUCAAAGCAGCAACGAACAACUUCAAUGCUGAUAAUAAGAUUGGAGAAGGAGGGUUUGGUCCUGUUUAUAAGGGCAUUCUCAAAGAUGGCAGAAUAAUUGCAGUUAAGCAGCUAUCUACUAAAUCAAGGCAAGGAAAUCGUGAAUUUCUAAAUGAAAUAGGCAUGAUUUUUGCUUUGCAACACCCUUGUCUUGUUAAGCUUCAUGGCUGUUGCGUUGAAGGAGAUCAGUUGUUGCUCAUAUAUGAGUUUAUGGAUAACAAUAGUCUUGCUCGUGCUUUAUUGGGCCCAAAAGAACUCCAGAUAAAAUUGGAGUGGCCAACAAGACACAAGAUUUGUAUUGGGAUUGCGAGAGGUUUGGCUUACCUUCAUGAAGAAUCAAGAUUUAAAAUUGUUCAUAGAGACAUCAAGGCCACUAAUGUGUUGCUUGAUAAAGAUCUCAACUCCAAGAUAUCUGAUUUUGGUUUGGCCAAGCUUUAUGAGGAGGAAAAUACACACAUUAGCACCAGAAUUGCUGGAACUCGUGGUUAUAUGGCUCCUGAAUAUGCAAUGCAUGGAUAUUUGACUAAGAAAGCAGAUGUUUAUAGUUUUGGAAUCGUUGCUUUGGAAAUUAUCAGUGGCAAGAUCAACACCACUCAAAAGUCAGAGGAAGAAUGCUUUUAUCUGCGUGAUUGGGCACAUCAGUUGAGAGACGGAGGUAAUUUGAUGGAUCUGGUGGAUCCAAAGUUGGGUGAGGACUUUAAUAGAGAGGAAAUAAUGACUAUGAUUGAUGUGGCGCUCCAAUGCACUGAAAACAAUCCAAAACUUAGGCCUACCAUGUCUAAAGUGCUUAGCAUUCUUGAAGGCAGGCCUGCUGAUCUGGAGGUAGUCUCAGAUGAUGAAAGUGAGAUUAUGGAUGAUGACUUGAAAUUGAAAUCGGCCAUGAAAGAAGAAGCUGAUAAAGAUGAGACUAAUCAGGCCAUAAACUCGUCAAGCCAUGAGUGUCAGACCACAUCUCAACCCUUUUCAGAAGUCUAUCAGGCCAGUAAAGAUUCUUCUUCCUGGGAGAAAACCAACUAGCUGUAUAUAUCUUAAACAUGGCCUCCUCAAGUUAAACAUGUUUAUCUUGCCAUAGUUUGAUGGAUAUAUUAUGUUAAUAUUGUACUAUAAAUUCUC